AUGGGGCGUUACACAGGGAGAAGCUGUCGCCUGGCUCUGAUGUGCUUGGUGAGCCUGAUUCUCUUUGUGAUGGAACUAACCAUUGCAUACAUUGGCAACUCCCUCUCCUUGGCCUCCGAUGCCUUUGCCGUCCUCUCUCACCUCAUUUCCAUGAUCAUAGGUUUGUUUGGGGUCCGGGCCAGCACAAUCAGACAGAACGAGAAGAGCACUUAUGGUUUUCCACGGGCUGAUGUGCUGGGAGCAUUUGGCAACUCCAUUUUUGCUGUGGCCCUGAUGUUUAGCAUCCUGGUCGAAGCCAUCAAGAGAUAUAUCAACCCACAGAAGACAGAAGCAGCCCUACUGGUCCUUACUGCUGGGAUUAUUGGGCUCUUCUUCAAUGUGCUCAACUACAUUGUCUUUCUAGACUGCUGUUACUGCACUGCCAGCAGGGCCCAGGGAGACACUGAAACAGGUGAUUCAGCGAAUACCCAGAAUGAACCUCAAGAGGUUACUAUAAAAAAAGAGAAAAAAUCUGAAGCCCUGAAUAUCAGAGGUGUUCUUUUGCAUGUAAUGGGAGAUGCACUGGGGUCUGUGGUUGUGGUAAUUGCUGCUAUCAUAUUCUAUGUGCUUCCUCUGGAGGGAGAUGUUCCAUGUAACUGGCAGUGCUACAUUGACCCAAGCCUCACUAUUAUCAUGGUCAUCAUCAUUUUGUCAUCUGCCUUUCCACUUAUCAAAGAGACAGCAUCCAUUUUGCUACAGAUGGUUCCCAAAGGCAUCAAUUUGGACGAAUUGGUGGGCAAGUUAUCCAAUGUGCCUGGAGUUAGCAGCAUACAUGAAGUGCACAUCUGGGAACUUGUAAGUGGGAAGAACAUUGCCACUCUCCACAUCAAGUACCAAAAGGGCAAAGAUUACCAAGAUGCCAAUUUCAAAAUGCGAGAAAAUUUUCCAAUGCAGGGGAUCCACAAUGUAACCAUCCAGCCAGAAUAUGUGGACCAGAAGGAAUCCUUGGAGCAGGACUGGAUGCUCCUCUGUAGCUCACCCUGCAUCUCCAAAGCCUGUGCGAAUCAGCUCUGCUGCCCUCUAGAGAUGCAGUCACUUACCCACAUCAAUGGCUGUACGGAGCCCAAUGGUUGCCCUCCAACUGCAACAUACAGAAGCGAUGGCUUAAGUCGAAAUGACACAGCUGCAAUCAUCAUUGAAGCAGAUUGUCAGAGUAACAGUGGCCCAGCUUCUAAACAGACACAAGGAGAUCUGAUCUUUGUCAAUAACACUCAUUUAUAAUUUGGUCUCAGCAUUGAAAUUCAACUAAUGGAGAAAAGCAGCUUAGUCAUCCAGCUCCAGCUGAUCCUUGUGGAAAGGGCUCCCUGAGCUGUGAUCACUGACCAAAAUUAGUAAUGUAUUUUUGUGUUAAAAUAAGGGGUUAAGUCCUUUUAAGUCCUCGGCAAUUUUAAGAUUCACAAACCCUUUCCACCCCCACCAUCCACCCCCAUUCUGUGCAGGUGAAUAUUGUGGACCUGUUCACAUAUUUACCUGAGCAUCUCCUCUUUAAUCAUUUUAGUUUGAACAUUUAUUUCCUGAGGUAAAUUGAAAAGUAUAGAGACAAUGUAAACUGGAGACUAGAAUUCAAUGCUUUUGAAGGACUGGGAUUCGAAUUUUCUUCCCCUACCCCUACCCACUUUUGGGUCAUUUUUGACUGAAUUCUACUUCUAGUCCACUCUGAGAUGAGCUGAUGGAUAACAGCCUAUGUACUUUGUCUAUGUGUGUGUAUAUGUAUUUAUGUAUAUGUGUGUAUAUACACACAUAUAUGUAUAUGUAUAUGAAGGCCCAUAAUAUUUGUGUUGUUCCAAACCCUAAAUAAUGAAUUUCCAGUGGUGUUCCACCCUACCCCACUGUUUCUCCAACACCUUGGUUCCUCUCUGAAAAGAGAAUAAAAUGGGACUCAUAAAGCCAAAAAAGACUCUCAGGAACAUCAGAAGGGGUCAUUGAGGUCAACAGAAAAAAAAAUUCCCCCCCUUGAUAACGUGUUUGCUUUCAGAGAUGGAGAAAAAAGUGAUUCUUUCUUGCCUUUUUUUUUUUAAGGGACACAACCACAGAUAUAGGAUCAAGAAGUAUUGAGUAAGUUUUUUUUUCUCUCUUAAAAUUCCAGGAAAAUAAACCCUUACUUAGGGUAGCAUACAUUUUUUGUUUUCAGCAGUCAGUCUAUUUGGGGCUGCUCCCAUUUAUUGCUUUGGCCCAAGACCUAGUUGUUUAUCUGAAAUGAGCAGGAGAAGAUGAACAUUAUACAGAUUUUUAAUACGGAACAUUUUAGUUUUCAUUCCUACCAAAUAAACAAGCUAGUUUGUAGUUUCAUGCCCAGUUCAGGGUGAUUGGUUUUCCCUAAAUUACAUAUAUUUUCAUGUAUUUAUUUUAACUUUCCUUUUUAGCAAUUUGAUAGGAAAAAUUAUGUUAGAAGGCAGAAAAUGCAGAUUUAUUUAAAUACAACUUUGAAUGUAUUCUGAGGGAUUUGAAAAAUUUCUUUUGUUUCUGACCCCACUCAUCAGAUCAAAUAGACACAAUUAAAAUAUGGUUCUAAUUUUGUUAUGUUGAAGAACACACCAUCUUUUUAAUCAUUGUUCAAAUAUCAGUAUUUUAAUGGGAUAUAAAGAUAAGGACAGUGCCUCACUGGAGUUUUAGAAAUUGGAUCAGGUUAGGUGAAGAUGGAACUUCAGGCAGUUUAGAUUUGAGUCUCUUAAUGUGCACAAGAAAUCUCCUAUAGUGCAAAGUUCGUAAUGGCAAUAGAUUUCCCAAUGUAAUAUAAAUUAUUUCCUAUUCUCUUAGUGAGUUUUAGAGGCAGGAACAAUUAUACUAGUACAGAUGAAAAUGGAAUUGGCCCAUUUGUUACUUCUGAAAAUGUAUCCCUAUUUUCUUUUUUUUGGUGUUUUGUUUUUUUUUUUUAGUGAGGCAAUUGGGGUUAAGUGACUUGCCCAGGGUCACACAGCUAGUAAGUGUUAAGUGUCUGAGGCUGGAUUUGAACUCAGGUACUCCUGACUCCAGGGCUGGUGCUCUAUCCACUGCACCAUCUAGCUGCCCCCCCUAUUUUCUUAUCCAAGUCUCUCUGCCAUGAGAGAAGUAAAUUGAAAACUGUGUACAUGGGUUUUUAUCACCCAAAGAGUAUUUCUACCCUCCUGGUAGAUAUGGUAAUGUGCACUUAUAGCUUUUCAGAAAGUUUCUAGAGCAAAGUUGAACUUUUUUUUUUUUUAAAGUAAGGGUAUGGCACAAAUGGAUACAAAUCAGGAGACUAUGUGAAGUUUAUAGUGCUAAUAUUUUACAUUCUACUAUUUUAAAUAUUAAUGAGGGGUCGGCGAGGUCUGCAAACCAAAGAAACAAUUGGGCUUUUCUUGUCAGUUUCUUUCUUUUUUUCUUGUCAGUUUCAAUGAGAAUUUAAUUUUUCUAACAUUCUGAAAACACCGAGGUGGGAUAGUUUUAUGUGAAGACUGUAUUAAUAGACUGUAUAUUGGCUUGCACCCAAAUAGUUUUUUAAUAUGAUGUAUAUACAUAUACACAUGUAUGUGUAUAUGUGCAUAUAUACACACAUACAUAUAUAUAAUAUAAGAUUCUGUGAGGUGCCUAUUUUGAAAUGUGUGAAAAAACCCCAUUUCCAAUAUAGUUAAGUAGAACUUAAGAAAAAGCCUCCCAUUCCUACUGCUAAAAGUACCUAAGCAGUUUAGUAAUCAAAUAAUAAUGCAUUUUUUCAAUUCAGUUUGACAAACAUUUACUAAGUGUCCACUCUGUACAAGGUACUGUGCUAGACACCACACUGGUUGGACACCAUCAAGAAUGCUGAAUAGUUGGAUAUCUGUGAAAUACAUUUUAAAAAAUUUCUGAUUAACAUAGAUUUUUUUUAUGAUGUAGAAAAGCAUCGCAAUUAUAAUUUCUCUAUUUGGCUGAUUUUUCCCUUCAUUUUUUUGUCUGUUUGU
Dromiciops gliroides (monito del monte) is the source of this 3935-nucleotide messenger RNA. Its product is annotated as zinc transporter 10-like. Gene Ontology annotation, biological process: manganese ion transport; intracellular zinc ion homeostasis; zinc ion transmembrane transport. NCBI's taxonomy places the organism in Eukaryota, Metazoa, Chordata, Mammalia, Microbiotheria, Microbiotheriidae. Gene Ontology annotation, cellular component: membrane. The record is from RefSeq and is a predicted model, not a curated record. Gene Ontology annotation, molecular function: zinc ion transmembrane transporter activity.